AACCGUUGUAAUCCUUGUGUAUAAGACGAAAAACAACUGUUGCUGAGAAAGCACAUCGACAUCCUUUUGUGCCUGUGCUUCUCCUAUCGAUAUGUCGAUUUUCACUCCUCUGAGGGCUCUUGCACGUCAAGUCCCUCUUUACCAUGAUCGACCCAGCUCACCCUCUCCAUCUGACGUUACUCGGUCUUCUUCUGACGGGGAAAGCGGGCGCGAUUCCAUCUCUGAAGGGGGCUCGCAACUUGUUCAUUUAAUUCCUACCGCAGCUACUCAGACAUCAACAUACGGUUUGUUCACUGUGGACACAAGCAUUGCUACCGGGAAAACCAAUUUUCCGAUUGCUUCGGGUGGACUUGCAGAUGUCUACAGAUGCAUAUUGAACAGGGACGCAAGUCUGGAAGAAGUUGCAGUCAAAUACCCACGGUUGCCAAACCCUACAGACGCCGCAGUGGUCAGAAUAAAUCGUAAUCUUGAACGCGAAAUCAAGGUCUGGACUAGAUUAAAUCAUCAGUAUGUAUUGUGCCUGCGUGGCACCGCAACGGGUUUCGGUCCAUUUCGAGCAUUGGUUUCCCCGUGGAUGCCGAACGGGACAUUGAACUCCUAUCUUACUCGUGAACAUGAAACCCCCACCGGGAUGGACAAGCCUCGUAUUCUUAAACAGAUCACCGAGGGGCUCAAACAUCUCCACGACACUAACGUGAUUCACGGCGAUCUGACCAGUAAAAAUGUCCUAAUUGCUGCUGAUGGAUCACCGCGCCUUGCAGACUUCGGUGUUUCGAAUAUCAUGGUUCAAUCUAACCCGGAAUUCUCCUUCCACAAUGGCGCAGUUCGUUGGGUAGCUCCAGAACUCAUCGACCUCUUGGAAGGUCAAGCCGUGCCAUAUGCCACCAAAUCCAGUGAUAUAUAUGCUCUUGGGUGUAUCAUGCUCGAGGUAUUAUACGGCAAACUACCCUACUGGUGGAUCAAGCAAGCCAACUCAGUCAUAGCAUCAAAGUGCAAAGGCCAAGAGCCCAUCAAAGACAACACCAUACAAAUUCAAGCACAUCAUCUGGACUUCAUGCGGCGGUGCUGGUCAGUCAAGAGUGAGACCCGUCCAUCAGUGGAUGAGGUACUGGGCUUUCUCGCUGAGGGAGCUAUCUCUAACGGGGUCUCAUCUACAUAAAAUAUCGCUGUCCGGAACUGGUUCAUUCUCGUAUUUUUUAUUCUAGCUGCCUCACUGGCACAGUACAGCGUUCAAGUAUAAUAUAGGAUUGCAUAUCCCCCGGCUCGGUACUUCAUGGUAAUGUUCAUGCAUACUAGUCUAUCGUAGAAUCAGAAUCCAUUACUAUGGCUAUGGUACAAUGAUAUGAGAGACCUCCGAUUCAGA
Molecule: messenger RNA, 1363 nt
Organism: Suillus plorans
Lineage: Eukaryota; Fungi; Basidiomycota; Agaricomycetes; Boletales; Suillaceae
Product: kinase-like domain-containing protein
Exons: 8
Coding region: 92-1159 (355 amino acids)
Biological process (GO): protein phosphorylation
Cellular component (GO): cytoplasm
Molecular function (GO): ATP binding; protein serine/threonine kinase activity
Source: RefSeq, a predicted model, not a curated record